AUGAAGACCGCUCUUCUUGUUCUCCUGGCUGCGGCCUUUACCAACGCCCAGUUCUCUGGACUCAUGUUUUUCAGAGAUUCAGGCGACUGUCCCCAACAAACGGCAUCCGAGUCCCAAACUUCUUGGACAUACGAUGCUAGUGAAGGAAAUCUAUGUUUCUCGAACCCAUAUGAAAGCGACGAUCUAGAUGUUGCCUUCAGUGGGGAAUUGAUCGGCACAAACGCAGUAGCACCUAAAAAGCUCGGUGGGUGCCCGACCAGCAGUUGCGACAAAGACUGCACAACAGUGGAUGUCGAAGCAUCGGGUAAUGGUGCUUUAGUGGAGUGCGCGCAAUUCAGUGGUGCUAGCUACCUUUACCUUGGACAGUAG
Talaromyces rugulosus is the source of this 369-nucleotide messenger RNA. RefSeq lists its product as uncharacterized. The transcript has a single exon. The coding region runs from base 1 to 369 and encodes 122 amino acids. Lineage: Eukaryota; Fungi; Ascomycota; Eurotiomycetes; Eurotiales; Trichocomaceae. The record is from RefSeq and is a predicted model, not a curated record.